AUGAAGUACAAUCCUCGAGUCACCUCCUCUCGCAGGAAGAACAGGAAGGCUCACUUCACGGCCUCAUCAAGCGAGAGGCGUGUCAUCAUGAGCUCACCACUCUCCUCCGAACUUCGCCAGAAGUACAAUGUCAGAUCUAUGCCGAUCCGUAAAGACGACGAGGUCCAGAUCGUUCGUGGUACUUACAAAGGACGUGAAGGUAAAGUUGUUCAGGUUUACCGUCGUAAGUGGGUGAUUCACAUCGAGAGGAUCACAAGGGAGAAGGUGAACGGAACCACCGUGAACGUCGGUGUUCAGCCGUCGAAAGUUGUGAUUACGAAGCUUCGUCUUGAUAAGGAUAGGAAAUCGCUUCUGGAGAGGAAGGCCAAGGGUCGUGCUGCUGCUGAUAAGGAUAAGGGAACUAAGUUCACUGCUGAGGAUAUUAUGCAGAACGUUGAUUGA
Molecule: messenger RNA, 441 nt
Organism: Arabis nemorensis
Lineage: Eukaryota; Viridiplantae; Streptophyta; Magnoliopsida; Brassicales; Brassicaceae
Source: the annotation of a GenBank genome assembly